AUGGCAUCCGACGCUGAUUCCGUCCCGCAGUCGAAUGGGAGUGGCGCCCCUCGCUCAAAUGGUUCAACUGGAGUUGCUUCCCAGAGGACAGUGUUGCCCAGCGGUGUAACCAACGGGACGCACAAGUCUGCUGCUUUAACCGCCAAUGGAUCGACGGCAAACGGAGACAAACCCGCGACAGCACCCGCGCGACCUGCAUCAUAUUUCGGACACAACAGAGAGGAGGUGACUCGGAUUUUGAUUCAGGCAUUGUCUGAUAUGGGAUAUCAAACAGCAGCUGAGAGUGUGAGCCAGGAAAGCGGCUUUAAACUAGAAAAUCCUACAGUAUCGGCCUUUCGGUCUGCUGUGUUGGAAGGCUCCUGGUCCGAAGCCGAAGAUCUACUAACAGGAGCUACUGUAGCAGGACAAGACGACAAUAACGGCGAGGUAGGCAAUGGACUCGUGCUAGCACCAGGCUCGGACCGAGCUGUCAUGAGAUUUGGAAUGCGGCAACAGAAAUUCCUCGAACUGUUGGAAACCAGAGAUACGACUCGAGCCCUUCACGUAUUGCGUGCAGAGUUGACACCGCUCCACCAAGACACCAUCAAGUUACACUUCCUUUCCAGCCUCUUGAUGUGCCUGUCAACUGAGGACUUGAUGGCAAAGGCAAACUGGGACGGAGCCCGAGGAGAGUCACGCAAGAGACUGCUGUCGGAGCUUUCAAGAUGUAUAUCACCUUCGGUUAUGCUCCCUGAGAACCGUCUUGCAGUUCUGCUCCACCAGGUCAAGCAGAGCCAAAUCAACUCAUGUCUUUUCCAUACUGCUGCCUCAUCUCCUUCACUGUACUCAGACCAUCUUUGUGAUCGACGAGUAUUUCCGAGGGAUAUCGUGCUGGAGCUGACCGAAAUGAGAGGCGAAGUCUGGGAAGUGCAAUUUUCUCAUGACGGAUCUCUGCUUGCGGCCUGUGGAUCUGGUGACAGUGUUAUCAUAUGGGAGACUGAAUCAUUCCGAGUUGUGAAUGCACUCACUAUACAGCUCCAGAAAGAUCACCAUUCCGGUGUAGCAAGUAUUUCAUGGAGCCCAGAUGACACAAAGAUGGUGACGUGCUCACAAGACAACUUUGCCCGAUUAUGGGACGCAAAGACUGGCUCAUUGAUCAAGAAACUAAAGAGGUUUGACGAACCAGUUAGCGGCUGUGUCUGGGCUAGUGACGGCAAAUCGUUUGUCCUCGGCACAUUAGACAACAAACGCAGCCUAUGUACAUUUAACAGUGAGGGCGAGGAGUUGGUCCAAUGGAACAAGAAGCAUCGUGUGCAAACCUUGGCGGGCUCACCUGACGGACAAUGGCUUGUAGCAGCGGACAACUUUAGCAACAUGUACGUCUACAACGGCAUCACUCGAGAGUUGGAGUAUGAAUUAGAUUUGGGAGCCCGACCAAUAUCUCUGGCAAUUAGCCAGGACUCACGACAGCUGCUUGUCAACAAAGAGGAUAGCGAAGCACAGCUUGUCGACUUGAUAACGAGAACGACGGUGCAGAAAUUCCUUGGGCACGCAACGGACCGGUGCGUCAUUCGAGCAACGUUUGGAGGUGCUAAUGAGAGCUUUGCAAUGAGCGGCAGUGAAGACGGCAAAGUGGUCAUCUGGCAUAAAAACAUUGGGGCCGCCGUCGAGAGGCUCUCCAGUUACUCUCCCAAGCGAUGCAACUGCGUGGUUUGGAAUCCAACUGACCCAUAUAUGCUGGCAUCCUGCAACGAUGACGGAAUCGUCAGAAUAUGGGCAAAUCGCACCAGAGGCUCGGAAAUCCGGUCGAGAAUACCUGGGCUAACAGGAUGGAAGCACCCGGUUGAUCCUCUGCCGUACUCUUAG
Pochonia chlamydosporia 170 is the source of this 1845-nucleotide messenger RNA. RefSeq names its product WD domain-containing protein. NCBI's taxonomy places the organism in Eukaryota, Fungi, Ascomycota, Sordariomycetes, Hypocreales, Clavicipitaceae. The transcript is spliced from 4 exons. Gene Ontology annotation, molecular function: protein binding. Gene Ontology annotation, cellular component: GID complex. Gene Ontology annotation, biological process: proteasome-mediated ubiquitin-dependent protein catabolic process. The record is from RefSeq and is a predicted model, not a curated record. Bases 1 to 1845 code for a protein of 614 amino acids.